Messenger RNA from Pieris napi, 4175 nucleotides. RefSeq lists its product as uncharacterized. Gene Ontology annotation, molecular function: DNA binding; nucleosome binding. The record is from RefSeq and is a predicted model, not a curated record. The coding region runs from base 277 to 2649 and encodes 790 amino acids. The transcript is spliced from 9 exons. Gene Ontology annotation, cellular component: nucleus. Lineage: Eukaryota; Metazoa; Arthropoda; Insecta; Lepidoptera; Pieridae.
UAACUUAUUAAGUAUUUCAUAUAAAUCGGUAUAUCCAAAUUAUUUGACUUUGUUAAAACCGUUGAUUUUUAAGCAAUAACUUAUUUUAAUGUAUCUAAUGUUGAGUAUAAUUAGAAAAUAAAGUGCUUAUGGGUACUAAGUUAAAUAUGUACACAUAGAAAAUAAUAAUAUGAAUUUAGUAUCGCUACUACAACUACAAUUUGGCGUAUCUUUCAAGUUGUGUAGUAAAUGUAUUUAAAAGAGCCAAUGAAAAAUUAAAACAAUUUGCAUUCUAAAAUGGUCAUUCAGAAAAAUGCUAAUCAGAAUGAGAACUCUUCGUCAAAUAAUCCGAAUAUGGAAGCUCUUCCUAACUCAUGGACUACGCAAGGUCCUAAGACACUAAGCAUUCGGAUGAACACCAAUAUGCAAACAAAACAGCCAAUUACUCGGCAAAUUGCCAUAAAUACGCUAGCAGCAAUGCAUCGUCGAUUUAGCCUUCCUGGCCCUGUACAACCGCAUUCAAGACCCAUAGCAGAAUUUCGUGCAAGUGCCAAUAAGUCACUGGAUAUGUUAAGGCAAACCAUUCAGUCAUCCGUAACCCGUGAAAUUGACCAAGUUAUUAAAAAGUAUUUGGAGAAAUUCUUUGUUCCUGCUGUUAAUAAUAUCCGACUGAAUCUAGGAGAUGAAUCUGUGAGUGAAGAUCAGGUGAGAGCUGUUUGCCGAGCUAUGCUGGAUGCCACACGUUUGUUAUAUACUACACCUCCUCGGACUUACCAAGCUACACAAGAGUCGAAUGACCUUGAAGCUAGUCAAAGUGUGGAAACAAAAUUUGUUAAAUAUGCUGCUGGUCCCUCACAGAAAAGAAAAGAUGUUGAAGUUGAAUCUGAUCCAAUGAUUAAGAAAAUUAAACAGGAGGAAAGUGGUGACAGUGGACGAUCUUCACCAAUCUGUUCACCAGCAGUCCGAGAUCCCGAUAAAUGGAACCCGGCCAGAUUAACCCAGGACACUUUAUUCAUUAUGGGUUCUCAUGCUCACAAAGUUCUCGGAUUGGGCAAUUCACGCGGUCGUUUGUACACGAGACACGCGGAUUUACUGAGGUAUCCAGCAGACAGCGCUGACAAAGAAUGGAUUGCAAGUCACAAUCUUGUGAAUGCUGUCGGAGGCAAAACUUACAUCAUGGUUUUAGAAGAUAUAGAGGAACUGGCUCACAGUGAUGCAUACAAGCACAAUUCGUUGCCCUUACUUGGCGAGCUGACCGGUUUCAAAGUACCACUAUUUAUGUUGAGGAAGAUAAAGGCAUAUGUCCUAAAGAGAGCUCUGAGCGGGGAUCUAAACGCCGAUAGCCCACAGCCAACGACGAGCAAUCAAGAGGACAAAUUCAAGAUUGAUGAUAUAAAAAUCGAGGCACACGACGACUUCGAUUCUGCCAACUUCAAUGCCAGUCAAUAUAUGAACAACUCAGACGGCGCAGGCGUCGCUAACGAUAACGACUUCGCCGAUAUAAAAGUCGAAGAUAUAGAUGACAUUAAAGUGGAUGGAAUCAAAAUGGAAGAUCUGGAUGAGAUGAAGGUUGAUGGAAUCAAAGUGGAAGAUCUGGAAGCGAACGGUAUAAAAGUUGAAAAUAUAGACGAUAUCAAUGUUGAUGCGAUCAAAGUUGAAGAUAUCAAACUGGAGAAUGAUGAAUUUGAUUUGUGUAAGGAUAGUGAUGAGAACAGCUUGGUCGAUGGGUUGCUUGAGGCGGAUAUUGAGUUUCUGAGCCGGAACUUGGGGGAUAUUGAAAGUGACGCAGAUGCAAGAAAGACAAUUGAGAAGUUGACAGGUGUCAACCCGGACACAAUCACUUUGGUUGGUGACGAAUUUGACAUCGGAAGUACACUUAAUACAAACUUUUCAGGCAGUCAAAACACAAAGUGCAUAACAGUAGCAUCAACCACCAGUGGUAUGGUGCACAGUGUCCCCGUGGCCCAUUUGGCCCCGGGCCGUAUCGGCAGUACAGUGCACUACUACACAAGUGGCACGGUCCAAGGCCAGAGGACUGUCCAUCAUUUGCCUCAAGCCACUGUCACUAUACAAAGCAUACCGGCGUCUGCGUCUCAAGUUAUUCGCGGCAUUCCAAUCAACGCCAAGUCUGGGACCAUUAGUACUGUGAUGUCUCAGGGUACGGCCAACACGAUCAUCGGUUUUGGAACUCACAACUCGACCAUCAUCACUCCAGGACAAUACAACGUGACGAAAUCGUUUCCCAACGGCAACAUUCUCCAUAACGCGAUAAUGUCAAAAACCCAGAAUUCAGGUAUAUCCUUUUCAGUUCAGCCGGUAACCACUCCGAAGUCGGACUUCGACAUCUCCACGACCAAGGAAAUGAUCGACAACGCUUGUAAUUCCUCGGUUAUGUUGAAGAAGGUUCUGACUUUGGGCAGUGCGGGUUCAGGCAAGUCUUUCAUAAUGCAUAACACCCAAAAGGUUCUCUCUACCGGGUUCGCGACGGGUUCCACACCGCCACCUAAUGUGACCAUAGUUAGUUCUGGUCCUGGGCUCUUGAACAGUCUGGGAAAUUCUAUUGUGUGCCCUGGUAAUGGCAAUUUAAGUGCGACUCACGCAACUUUGUCAGCGCUUUUGGCUUCAAGCGCUGAGAAGGCUCAGGCAAAUAAAAAUGAUUUUAAAAUCUAGAAAUUUCAUAUAAUAUAUAUUCCUUGUAAGUUACUUUAGUUAGUCCCAGCGAUAUUUAAUUUAGCUUGUACUAAAGCGUAUUAAUUUUAUCCGCCGAACUUAGUCUUAAGCCAUUUACUCGCUCAUAAAGCUUUAUUGAAUAGUGUUGUAUUACUUAUCUGUGGUUGGAUAUUGUGACAACUGUCAACUGCCAAAAUUAAUAGAUUACAAGACUUAUAGGUGAUAGUGCUAGGGUUGCAAUUUUCAUAGUAGGAUUACAGAUAUUGAAACUUGAAUCUUAUUGAAUUCGGUUGUAUUAAUUAUCUGUGGUUGAAUAUUGUGACAACUGUCAACUGCCAAAAUUAAUGGAUGACAAGACUUAUAGCGAUUGCAAUUUUCAUAGUAGGAUUACAAAUACUGAAACUUGAAUUGUACAAUGCAUCUUAUUAAGCAGUAAAUAUUUACAAAAUAAUUUCCUGCUGUUAUUUUGCGAGAAGAUUGUUAUUUUUUAUAAGCAUUUUUGACUGUUUCAUGUUAUCUACCUCGUUAAGUUACCUGAUUCUAUACAUUAGUUACUACUAGACUAAGUUUAUGGUUACUUUAGCUUGUUUUGUUUAUAAAAUAGUUUUAAUAUCCGCCUAUUUAUUUAAAAAAAUAUUCAUAUCUACUACGUGUCCGUAUUUUUACAAUAGAUUGUGUCAAAUGCGCUAUAGUAAAACGACUCGUUGCAGAUACCGCUGGUAGGUUUAACUAGGCGUUUUGUCAUUCGUCUCAGACGUUUUUAAGUAAUAUUAUCAGCCUUGUAAAAUGGCCUAAAUUUUACAGGGUUGUGGCCAUGGUUACCCUUAUUUUUAUUUGGAAAUAAUAUUGUUGCUAUGGUAACAAAUACUGUAAUAAUAUUAGUGCAUGUUUUAUAAGGCCCAAGUUUCGUUUGACAGGUUAUUUUGUUACGUGGUUGUGUUUCGCUUUAAGCUUUAAUUUUUGACUGAUUUAGAAGUGUUUGAUCUAUUUACAAAUUCUAAGGCUGUGCUAUUUUUUAUAAUUAUACACUUAUGUAAGUUAAAUUAGCUUUUAUGAGUGGCAUAUUUGCUUUAUACUAUUUUUAUGUGAUUUCGAUAGGCUAUGAAAUUUAUUUAUUAUUUAUUUAUUUUAAUUAUGUGAGUUAAAUAAUACAUUGUUGAGGGGAAUAGUUUACUAUCAAAACAGUUGUGAAUUGUGACAAAGAGUGGGAAUAAUACAUUCUGAUAUGAAAAACUUGAGUAGCGCUCCGUCAGCUUAGUAAGAGCUAAAGUAUACUUUGAUUUUUCAUUCCGUAGAAUUCUGACAUUUCAUAAGUGUUGCUACUAAAAAUGUUCUCCACCGAAAAAGGGACAAAAUUGACUUAUGAUUCUUAUGACAUGAUCAUGAGGGCAAUAAAAAAAUGCUACGUAUCUUAUAUGUUUUACUUACAAAAAGGAAGGUGACCUAAUACAAAAAUAACAAAUAUAUCAAUAUCACGAACAAUAUAUCGAAUAAACUUUAAUUACUUUAUUUUAUUCUUUAGCUGG